Molecule: messenger RNA, 911 nt
Organism: Balaenoptera musculus (blue whale)
Lineage: Eukaryota; Metazoa; Chordata; Mammalia; Artiodactyla; Balaenopteridae
Gene: PSMB6
Product: proteasome 20S subunit beta 6
Exons: 6
Coding region: 116-835 (239 amino acids)
Cellular component (GO): proteasome core complex
Molecular function (GO): threonine-type endopeptidase activity
Source: RefSeq, a predicted model, not a curated record
CCUUUCUGCCGUCAACCGUGGCGCAGCUUCGCCCCCAGAAGGCCUCAGAGCACGACUAAAGAGAGUGACGGAGCGCUUUACGACAGUUGCUUUGUGGCCGUACCGGAGGAGGAAGAUGGCGGCCACCUUAGUAGCUGCUCGGGGAGCGUGCCCAGCACCAGCCUGGGGGCCUGAGGCCAUUACCCCCGACUGGGAAAACCGGGAAGUCUCAACAGGGACCACUAUCAUGGCUGUGCAAUUUGAUGGGGGCGUGGUUCUGGGAGCCGACUCCAGAACAACCACUGGGUCGUACAUCGCCAAUCGAGUGACUGACAAGCUGACCCCUAUUCACGACCGUAUUUUUUGCUGCCGCUCAGGCUCAGCAGCUGAUACCCAGGCAGUAGCUGACGCAGUCACUUAUCAGCUUGGUUUCCACAGCAUUGAGCUGAAUGAGCCUCCGCUGGUACACACGGCAGCCAGCCUCUUUAAGGAGAUGUGUUACCGAUACCGAGAGGACCUGAUGGCAGGAAUCAUCAUUGCGGGCUGGGACCCCCAAGAAGGGGGGCAGGUGUAUUCGGUACCCAUGGGGGGUAUGAUGGUAAGACAGUCCUUUGCCAUCGGGGGCUCCGGGAGUUCCUAUAUCUAUGGCUAUGUCGAUGCUACCUACCGGGAGGGCAUGACCAAGGAAGAAUGUCUGCAAUUCACUGCCAAUGCUCUUGCUUUGGCCAUGGAGCGGGAUGGCUCCAGCGGAGGGGUGAUCCGCCUGGCAGCCAUUGCAGAAUCAGGGGUAGAGCGGCAGGUACUUUUGGGAGACCAGAUUCCCAAAUUCACCAUUGCCACUUUACCACCUCCCUGAAUCCUAGGAUUCUAAGAUACAACAAGAGACACCCCAUACUGAUGACAAAAUUCAAUAAACAGUUUGUCAGUGAGAA